Chlorocebus sabaeus (green monkey) is the source of this 1086-nucleotide messenger RNA. RefSeq names its product complement factor H related 2 (gene CFHR2). Lineage: Eukaryota; Metazoa; Chordata; Mammalia; Primates; Cercopithecidae. Gene Ontology annotation, molecular function: complement component C3b binding. The record is from RefSeq and is a predicted model, not a curated record. Gene Ontology annotation, biological process: complement activation.
ACCACAAAGGAUGUUACUAAACUAGCUUCCAGUUAGUACACUGAAAUUCAAAGUCAUGCUCAUAACUGUUAAUGAAAGAGGAUUCAAAGCAACACCACCACCACUGAAGUAUUUUUAGUUAUAUAAGAUUGGAACGACUAGGCAUGUGGCUCAUGAUCAGUGUAAUUCUAAUCUCACAGAUAUCCUCUGUUGGGGGAGAAGCAACAUUUUGUGAUUUUCCAAAAAUAAAACAUGGAAUUCUAUAUGAUGAAGAAAAACAUAAACCAUUAUCCCAAGUUCCUACAGGGGAAGUUUUCUAUUACUCCUGUGAAUAUAAUUUUGUGUCUCCGUCAAAAUCCUUUUGGACUCGCAUAACAUGCACGCAAGAAGGAUGGUCACCAACACCAAAGUGUCUCAGACUGUGUUUCUUUCCUUCUGUGGAAAAUGGUCAUUCUGAAUCUUCAGGACAAAUACAUCUGGAAGGAGAUACUGUACAAAUUAUUUGCAACACAGGAUACAGCCUUCAAAACAAGGAGAACAACAUUUCAUGUGUGGAACGGGGCUGGUCUGCUCCUCCCAAAUGCAGGUCCACUAUUUCUGCAGAAAAAUGUGGGCCCCCUCCACCUAUUGACAAUGGAGACAUUACUUCAUUCCCGUUGUCAGUAUAUGCUCCAGGUUCGUCAGUUGAGUAUCAAUGCCAGAACUUGUAUAAACUUGAGGGUAAUAAUCAAAUAACAUGUAGAAAUGGACAGUGGUCAGAACCACCAAAAUGCUUAGAUCCAUGUGUAAUAUCACAAGAAAUGAUGGAAAAAUAUAAUAUAAAAUUAAAGUGGACAAACCAACGAAAGCUUUAUUCAAGAACAGGUGACAUAGUUGAAUUUGAUUGUAAAUCUGGAUAUCAUCCAACAAAAUCUCAUUCAUUUCAAGCAGUGUGUCAGGAUGGAAAACUGAUAUAUCCCAGUUGUGAAGAAAAAUAGAAUAAAAGGCAUUACUAUUAGUAAAAUGCACAUAUUUUUCUGAAUUUACUAUUAAAUCUGUUUUCAAUUUCAUUUUUCAAGUACUAUUUUACUCAUUUUUAUUCAUAAAUAAAAUUUUGUGUUGAUGUGU